UAAUUCUUUACCCUGUCAAUUGUUUGUGGGAGGGGUAUGAGGAGAUUAUUAUUCGGUUGAAUACUGAAAAGUUCGCGAAAAUGGUAAUAAAUUCCUGAUCGUUGAAAAGUUUUUAAUGUUUUUGUUAAGCUAACAUGAUGCCAACAACUUCAGCCGCUUAUAUAUGGCCUAUAGCCCUACAAUGCUAGUGACCGGUAUCUAAAAGUUUACUUCCCUGCCCCAUCCGAAUCAGUCAGACAGCCAGAGUUCUUUUUUAGUUUUUAGGCUUUAAGUUAAGGCCUUAACUUUUGGUUUUAUUAUUAUUAGCCCUUCCUUAGGUGCCCGUUGAUGUUGUACCAGUAAAAUGCCUCUAGCUGAUCUGGCUAUAGUAGGCUGCACUGAUUAGUUCAUAGCCUAAAACUAGGCUACUGGUUUUUUUUGGUUACUACAUUUAAUUAUAAUUUUAUUAUUUUAUUUGUCCAGUACUAAUCAAAAUCUUAAAAACCAGUAGGCACUUUGGUAUCGCCCGGAAAUACCCGAAAAACGGGUAUCGUAAUGUUUUGUAAAUUUGGCCUCAUCCACUUUUUAAUUUACUGAGGGUAUAGUUGGUUUGCCUUUUUUAGUCAAUUUUUAGAAUAAUCAUAAAUUCUACAGCCGCCAGUUACUUAAAGCCGACAACUUGCUUGUUCUAUUGAGAGUUCAUUUGAUAUUUUGUUUCAAGGUUAAAGCUUUGAAAAUUGAAGUUAAAAAUGGGUGAACUUUUUAUUUUCUCUCGACCCGGAUGCGCCAGUUCAGUUUAUUCAAAUACGGAUUCUGGGUUGCAAAAAAAAAAAACUAUUUGUAAGAUAUGCAAAAGCCUACUCUGUGAGAGCAUGUUUGCUAUAAAUAGUACAGGUUCUGUGACCUCCUGCUUUUGUUUGCAAGCCUCUUGCUUUUGUGUGUAAACAUUGCACAAGAAAAUAUUUCUAAUUUCUACAGUGUAUGAAAUUUAUGAGUUUCAUGAAGUUUAAGAGUUUGAAAAAUUUGUAAAUGAUGUUUGAGGUUUCAAGAAAUUUUUAGAAAGGGAUUCCAUGGUUCACAGCUUUCAGUGAGUGGCACCCCUGGUUGAAAUUGAUGGACUUAUAUUCUUACUCAGAAGAGCCAUCCAUAAAUACAUAAAGUCACUAUUUCCACACCUCCCACAAUCACCCCCCCCUUCCCCAAAAGAAAACCCAACUUCCCCCACGCCCAUGCAUGAUGUCAUUAUUGUUUGCCCCUAGUACUAAACCUUUUAUGUUGGUUGGAUGAUACCUUGUGCAAAUUUUCAUGGUAGAACCCACCAUAAACAUCACAUACAACUCACAAUCAUUAAAACUACUGUACUAAACCUAAAUUUGUAACUGGGAUGACCAGCAUCUCUUUUUAAAAAAAACAACACGAUUACAUUUGUAGGAUACUAACUUAACAGUUUAUCAGAGGCAUCACACAAUUCUACAGCUUGCCAAAUUUGUAAUGAAAAAGAAAAAAUAAAAAAAAAACAUUCUGCACGAACACAAUCAAUAUAACUGUAAUAUGCUAGUAUUUAUUAACACAUUUAUUGUUGUUUUUUUUUUUUCAUUUUCUCAGCCACUCAAUGUCUCUCCUUAACUUCAUAAAGUAAAAUGUGGUGGACCUCAGAUUCUCUAUUUUAUAUCUAAUGCAUUUUUCCCCAAUUGUUUCCAGAUUCGAUUCAUCCUUAUUCAGAAUAGAGCAGGCAAGACUAGACUGGCUAAGUGGUACAUGCAUUUUGAUGAUGAUGAAAAACAGAAAUUGAUAGAAGAAGUCCAUGCAGUUGUCACUGUGAGAGAUACAAAACACACCAACUUUGUAGAGGUAAAAGUAAUUAUGAUGCAGUAAAUUUUACCUACUAAAAGAUUGGGUUUGUGCAAUAUUUUGAAAAAAGUGAGCUCGACAUAAUAACAUAACAUAAAAUAUUCAAAAUACAAAUUUUCAUUAGCAAGUGUUAACUGCUACUCCUUUGUAUAGAUAAAAAUCAUAAAGACUUCAGCAGAAGUGGCUAGCGAGCCAUUUGAUCGUGAGUCAACUCUUCGCUGGCCACAUCUAUCAAAUAAAAUAAAUACCAUAGCCAUAUAAACAUUAUUAAUAAUUACUUUUUUUCUUCAUUUUUUGUAUGUAAUGAAUACACUUCUACACAUGCCACCAAUAUACUUACAUAAAGUUUAUAGAUUUUAACUAAGAAAUAACUCUAUAAAAAUAUAUACAGAUACGGAUUGGGUCACUGUCAAUAGGAUUGUCAUAGAAUGGGGUGGGGGAGAAGGAAAUUAGGACACUAACUAAUGGCUCUGGAGGAAAAGUGGGAAAUUCUUGUUAUAAAUUCAAAAUGCAGGGAUGCAUUUUGGUGAAUAUCUGAUUUAGUUUUGCAUCAUUCUACACUUAAUUGGGAAGCAACAGAAGAAACGCUAGUGGAAAUAUAGGUGCCCCUUGACAUGGUUGUGUUGAUAAAAUCUUUUAUUUUCAGUUAAGAUUUGAGAUCAUUGAUAGUGACUGAAUUUUUAACAAAUCAGACCGAAAUAGGGGCUGGUAUGCCAUGCAGGUGCUUAACGCCGCAAAAAGAAUGCAAAUUGAAUAAAGCAGACCUGUUUACCCUCAAACUCUUAAAAUCGUACAAUAUCAUCACAAAAUCUUUCAAUACAUUAUCAAUCUAAUAGUAAAAAAAUAAUCAUACAGUAUAUUGUAUAAAGUAUACACCUCAUAAUCGUACAUUGUACGCCAAAAUCGUAAGAGUAAACAGGUCUGAUAAAGAAAUUCAUUUGUUAUACAUCUGAAGGGCAGAAAAAUUUAAAUUAAAAGAACUGUUGACAUUGGCGAUUAGUGAGUAUGUUAGACUUACAAUUAGGCUGACAACAUCUAUUGCUUUUGGGCCAAAAAUUAAAUUAUUUGUAAAAUAAAAGAGCAAUAAAAAAAAUACUAGUAAAAAUCGUAAUUUUGCGCUAAUAUCUCAGGUGACGCGCGCUGCUUAAAGGGAAAAUUGUAUGUAAAUAAAUAAAUAUAAAGCCUUGGGUGAUUAAAUCAUUGAAUUUCUAAAACCUUUUUAAAAUUUUUAAAUCGGUGCUUUUUAAAAAGCUGUUGAAAUACUUUUAAAUAAAUUUAUUUGCUGUUAUCAUUAAAAGUAAAAAAAAAAAAAGUAAUUUUUAAUUUAUAAAAAUAAAUCUAUUAGGGAUUCAUUUGUGUUUUGUAUUCCUUCUUGCAGUUUCGAAAUUUCAAAAUUGUUUAUCGUCGCUAUGCUGGCCUGUAUUUCUGUAUCUGUGUUGAUGUGAACGACAACAAUCUUGUCUAUCUGGAGGCUAUUCAUAACUUUGUGGAAGUCCUAAAUGAAUUUUUCCACAAUGUGUGUGAACUUGACUUGGUUUUUAAUUUUUACAAGGUAGGUAUUUACAGAAAUUUGUCUGUUGACAUGUAACAGAUACACUAAGUUUAGAUAUUGAUCUUGAGAAGAAAAAUCAGCUCCUUAGUUAAAAUAUUUUACUUGUAACAUUCAAAACCAUGUUGGGUAGGUAAUUUCCAGUUAAGUCUGCAAAUAGGCUUUCACUUUUAUUAGCUUCAUUUAAUCAGACCCAUAAAAUUUAAGGUCCCUUUUCUAAUUUUUUAACUCUCUUCCUUGAAUAUUUAUAUGGAUUAGUAUUGUUUAAAUUUUGCAUCAGUUUUAUUGUUCCCCUCUCUCCCAUCAGGUGUACAGCGUAGUGGAUGAAAUGUUUUUGGCGGGGGAAAUUCGGGAGACCAGCCAAACAAAGGUUCUGAAACAGCUACUCAUGUUGUCUUCAUUAGAAUAAAUCAUGGAGGAAAUUUGUUCUGUGCAAUAAAUUAGAAGAACAACAGUCGUUAAACUAUGUCAUUGGGAGACCUAGUGGUUAGAUAUUUAGUUUAAUGUUUUAAACAUAUAAGUACGGUAAUACCUUGAAUAUUUGCAAAAUUAGGUUCCGGAACCCGUCUCGGAUCAGGAGGAAUUGCAAAUGUUUGGUACGAAUCAUUAAAAGUACUAAUAAAUGCAUUAUUCCUAGAGUUUAAACCCUAAAUAUGACCCAAAUCCAGCUCCCAAAGCACUUUAGUUCCAUUUAAAAUAUAGCUGAAUACAUUAGCAUUUUAAAAUAAAUAAAUCAAGGUACAUAAAGCAUCCGAACUAAAACCAAUCAGCAACAAGGCAAGUUGGUGGCCUGCCAUGGGAUUGACUACUCAACAGCGUGUCAUCAUGUAGCCUACGUCAUCGGCAAUAUCGGAUGCAGUAUCCAUUCUCUAUGAAAAUUAGCAGAAAAUUAAUAAUUUGUGUGUUGAAUUUACGUUAUCAUUUUAAUUAACUCAAGUAUUUUCAAAUAAUUGUGCACCCAUCAGUGUUGCAAAGGGAUUAAACUUUGUGAAUGGUUAUCACAUCAGUUAGUACUUUACAUAAAAAAGGAACAUUGGAAAGCAGUUUUUUUGGAAGGGAUUUCUUGUGUCUUUAACUUUCCCCUCAAAAAACGUUUCAAAAAUUUUUAUUAACAAAAUUUUUCUUUUUGAUUUUACACUUAAAUGCAUGGAGCUUAUAAAUUACUUUAAAAAUUUUAAUAUAAACACUUCUGCAGGUUUUUUUGAGGAAUUUGCUGAUCUGUGAAAAAAUCGCAAAUGUAAAUAAGUUAGGUUCCAAUGAAAAUAUUGCGAAUUCCGAAACGCAAAUGCACAAGGUAUUACUGUAUAUAUUGAGCUGAAUCAUUUAGUUGGUCAUAUAAAAAUGAAAUAGGAUUAUGUUUUAAAAUAUUCUUCUUUCCAGUAAAUACUCAAAUGUCAGUAUGUUUUGUUUGUAUGUAGGAAAUCAUAACAAACAAUGUUUAAUGAUGUGUAGAGAUAUGUACAUGUAUUUACAAAGAAGGGAAUAUUUGCGAACAUUGUAUAUAUAAUAAAAAUGUUAAUUACAUAAAAUUCAUUUUGUUUGUUUGGACUACACCUUACUUGAAAGGUUGCAAUCUUUAAAGUCACUUAGGGUUUUAACAUUGUCUGAUAAAGUGAUGGCUUUAGGUAUAGAUGGCUGCCUAGAGCUGCACUUUUCAAGUGUGGCAAACUGUAGUGAAAUAAAAAUAUGUGUGACCUUUUUUAAAAUAUAUGAAGGCUGUGCAUUAUCUGGUCACUGCAGAGUUUUUUUUCCAUAGAAGUUUGGUAGCAGCAAAUUUCUUGUCCAACCCCUGACUGUGCUAACCAUGGCUGUGGCACUGAUUGUACCUCUGGCCAAAAAGUCACAUAGAUUCUCCACUCAGCAACACACCCUUUUGUUUAUAGAUUUUGUCAUUUCAGACUCGGUGAUACAAAAAUCAAUACAAGGAAGCAAAAUGCAAUAUUCAUUUGAUAGAAUAAAUAAACAUUUUUUGCACUUUCAACCAAUAUUUUCACAUUCCAUUAAAUAGGUAGCCUUGAUGUGUUUUACAUUCAGCCUGGUUUCUAGUUAUUCUCAUUAUUUCAGGUCUUAUUAACUUAUACACUCCUUGUCACUGACAGAAUUAUUUUCAUUUAACAUACUAAUAAUAACAGUAACAGGAUUUUAUACAUUGAUAGAUUCAAGUAAAAUAGAAUGAGACUAAAUUUAUCCUACUAGCUAUUAAAUACAGUAAAAAAAAAAAAUUCCCUUUAUUUAAAUCUAACAUCCUUUUUAAUUUGAUUCCUUAGGUUAAAACAAAAAAAAAUUGUUUUUUUUUACAAUAUUGUUUUGUGUUCAUAAAAAUACAAUAAAGUAGAUUAAAGAAUAGCUAAUUUGCCUCCCUCAAAAAUUUGUAAAUGUAUCUAUUUGUGUUUCAAGUUGAGAUCCGUUAGCAGUUUCAUUAUUUCAAGUGAAUUGUCUCAAAUUUAAAUCAAUCGAGACAUGUUGCACCAACAAGCUCAAGACCUGAAAUUUAAGUCAGGAACUUAGUAGUUUGACUAGAUGGAUUUCACUUUACCGGUACUCAAUAUUUUUUUUCAAUCUCAGAUUUUGUUAUUCCGAAUUUUUUCUAGUUUAGUUUAGCUUUCCCUGUGUGUUUUUACAUACCGGGGUACAUAUUUGUUUAUCAAAGAGGAAUCCAGUUAUUUACAUCUGAAGUUUUGGUCACUGUGAAUGAAAAGAUAACAUUUGUCAGUAGAUUGAUGUGUAACUUUGAAAUUAUAUAUAAAUAUAUUUGUUUGUGUGUUGGUGUAUUAUGUAAUAAAUUCAAUUAAAGAUAAUCGAACAUUAAUGUCAGAAAGAAAUGACUUAUUAAUAGUUUUUUGUUUGUUUUUUUUUCAUUUUAAUAUUCCACAAGUAAAUAAUUACCAUUAUCUAAACAUCUGUUGCUUUUUUUGUUUGUUUUAAUAGUUUUAUGUUGAUUAUUGAAAUGUACAUGUCUAUAUAUUUCAAUGUAUUUCUUUGGGCUAAGAAGAUUAAAUGUGAGUGAUAAAAUAAGAUUCUCUUAUUGAUCCAAAUAAAUGGAAAUGUACUUUGAUUACAUUGUACAUUGUUAUUUUCAGCACAUAAAUAAAUAAAUAUUUUAUCAUAGACAACUUUUUACAGUUGGUACAAUUUAAACAUAAGACAUCUCAAUUAUUU
Molecule: messenger RNA, 6538 nt
Organism: Lymnaea stagnalis (great pond snail)
Lineage: Eukaryota; Metazoa; Mollusca; Gastropoda; Lymnaeidae
Source: the annotation of a GenBank genome assembly